Molecule: messenger RNA, 1811 nt
Organism: Microdochium trichocladiopsis
Lineage: Eukaryota; Fungi; Ascomycota; Sordariomycetes; Xylariales; Microdochiaceae
Exons: 3
Coding region: 108-1811 (567 amino acids)
Biological process (GO): protein sumoylation
Molecular function (GO): SUMO ligase activity
Source: RefSeq, a predicted model, not a curated record
CAACCAUAUAAGGUCACCAUCAGCUCGGCAUUUCAGGCCCGCAUCCUGACAAGAGAUCCUCACCCAUUUCAAAUCACACGAGAAAACGCACUACCGAUCCCCAAGCUAUGAUGCACGCGUGCAACGCUGCCCGAGCGGCGUCCGGAAAGCCAGCCACACUGGCCGCGCCUGUGGCGUGGGCAACAUAUACAACGCGUUGCCGAACGCCCAGACGCUGUCAAACGACCGUCGAUGAAGCUGCCGCUCCUGAGAAGCCGCGUGUGUUGCCGAAAAAUCUUCAGUCCAUACAGUCCUUCAAUGCGCUUGAGGUCCUGGCGGAUGGUGCGCGUCGUUGCGACGGCGAGCACCAGCGAGAUCCAGCGCUGGAGCAUGGACUGCGGGAGCUGAGUAUACUCCUCAAAGACAACUCAUACAUGGGAUCAGACCUGCUCCAGUGCUUUGCCAGCUUCCCGGAACCUCCUACGGAUAUACAGCGCGCUCACCGUACUCUGACUCGCUGGACGCCGUGCCUGGCACAGUCAACCCCAGAGACUUCACAGACACAUGCGCGGCCGAAUGCGCAUAUCUCGGAAUUAUCGACAAAUCAGCAGGCUAGUGGUGCACACUGGUCCAGUGGCUCACCUGUUUCAGCUCAGUCGCCCGUCGUGCAGGCUUCGACGGCCAUGCGCACCAUUCACAAACGGCAGGCUGUUCAGCCUCAACAAGCCUUUGUGGCACAGCCAACACCGACUGAACCAACCUCGACCGGCCUCUUGAUCCCAGGCCGCACUAACCAGAUUCCCAUCAAUGAAUCCCCGAGUGAUCCGCAGGAUAGUAACUGCAUCAUGCGUACCCUUCAUCAUGCCCACAUUCGUAGUCCAAAGCGCCUCCGUAUACGACCCGAAGCACAGAAUGAGCGAUACUACCAGUCAGUCAGGAGACUCGUGUUAGGUCCUACCUCAAUUGCCCCUAGCGCCGUGGUCCACAAAUUCAGCUUCCACUUGGGUCCUAGAGAUCGUGAUCGUUUGACACAUGUCGAAACCGAUCCCGAUGAUCGACUCCCUAUUCAGGAAUACACCAACGGAACCGUACGCGUCCGGAUCCACUACUGCUAUCUGCUCGACCAGCGGCACAGCAUCACUGACAGCGACUGGGUCACGAAAGACGUUAUCUGGCCUGAACACCUUUUUCUAGAAGUCAAUUAUUCCGGCUUGACCUUACGGCGAAAGGCGCACCAUUCCAAAGACUUACCGGUUGAGGUUCCAGCAAACGCGCUCUCGGAGGAGAACCACCUUCAUGUCUGGGUUCCGGAAACUGCUAAACGCCCACGGCAGGCGCCGAAGAACAGUCACCCAUAUCUCGCGGUAGAGCUUGUCGAAACGCUAAGUCACUCAGCCAUUUUGAGCUUGGUCAAGGCUCACGGCAUUCAGCAAUCCUCGAAGACUCUUAAAGUCAUCAGGCGACGAUUAUCGAGCACUACAGCCAGUAAUGAUGAUGAGAUCGCGGUGGUUAGUCACGAGCUGGUCAUUGACUUGGCAGACCCAUUCACCUCCGCAAUCUUCAAGACUCCGUGGAAGUGCCCACUGUGCUCAGGUGAUGCUCGGCCAUACAGCUUGCGCAUCGACGAAUGGCUGGCUGAGGUUCGCGACAAACUCGAGAAAGACGGCACAUUACGCGCCAAGGCCAUCCUUGUGUCCGCGGAUGGAAGCUGGAAGAUCAACGAGGUGGUCGAGGAGUAUUUACCGCCUGGAGCAGCGCCAGAAUUUGGUAACAACAAGUCUGUUGCAGCGGUGGUGAAGGAGACGCCUGUCAUUGCCAUCGACAGUGACUAA